AUGGAUGAUGCAAAAUAUGUUCAUGCAGAUCCACAAGAAUCUAUGAGUCAUAUACAAACACAUCUUAUAGAAAAGUCUAGCAUUAAUUCCAUCGAAAGCCUCCAUGUUGAUGAAGUUGUGCACAUGUACAAGCAAAUACUCAGAAUCAGAUACAUGGAGGAGCAGAUGAUUGAAGAUUACAAAAAUGGGCUCAUUCGAGGAUUUUGCCAUCUUUCAAUAGGACAGGAGGCGAUAUACGCUGCUUUAGAAAAAGCCAGUAAAGACGACAUGGUUAUCUCGUCAUAUAGAUGCCAUGGCAUUGCAUAUGUCACAGGAUGCACCAUACCUGAAAUAAUGAGCGAGGUGCUUGGAAGAGAAGCUGGCAUCUGUAAGGGAAAAGGUGGUUCUAUGCAUCUCUACAACAAAAAUUUCUUCGGUGGGCAUGGAAUCGUAGGUGCUCAGGUCUCACUCGGAUUAGGAAUAGCAUAUGCACUGAAGUAUGAUACAUUCCAGAAGUCAAGUACCCAUAAGGUUUGUUAUGCAUUUUACGGAGAUGGCGCUGCAAACCAAGGUCAGGUGUGGGAAUCCAUGAACAUGGCGUUUAUUUGGAAACUUCCUGUUGUAUUUGUAUGCGAAAACAACGGAUAUGGCAUGUGGACUCCUUCAGAAAGCGCCAGUGCAGAUUCAGAAUUCUUCCGUAGAGGCAAUCAGGUUCCAGGGAUUAGAGUUACCCAUGGCUCAACAUUUGCGAUCCUCUCCGUCAUGCAGUAUGCUAGAGCAUACGCUUUAAACAACGGUCCUAUCAUCGUGCAAAUAGAUACUCACAGACUUUGCACUCACUCAACCGCAGAUACAAAAGAUUACUAUCGUAAAAACAAUGAAAUACAAUCUGCAAAGGCAAAAGACUGCGUUAUAGAAGUAGGAAACAAACUUCUUCAAUUCUACUCAGAAAACCAACUUCAAGAAAUGCAGCAGGAGAUUCAUGACGAAGUAUUCAAGGUUACACAAUCUGCAAAAAAUAGCGCUUACACUCCUCAAGAGCAAUUAUUUAAAGAUAUUUUACUUUAG
Molecule: messenger RNA, 1047 nt
Organism: Ordospora colligata OC4
Lineage: Eukaryota; Fungi; Microsporidia; Ordosporidae
Product: subunit of pyruvate dehydrogenase E1
Exons: 1
Coding region: 1-1047 (348 amino acids)
Molecular function (GO): oxidoreductase activity, acting on the aldehyde or oxo group of donors, disulfide as acceptor
Source: RefSeq, a predicted model, not a curated record